GUUGGUUACUUUUUGCAUAGUUUAUCGCGAAUCUUUGUAUUACGUGCCGAAAAGUAGACCCACUCAGUUGAAACGUAAUUAGUUAACUAGAAUACAACAUAUCAAAGUGGUUGUUUACAGCCACCAAAUGUUUUUCCGCCGAUGAGUUUAUUAUCGGAACUCCCGAGGCAAGAUGGAGGACGCAAGGACGAGAUGUUUUUAUGUCGUAUGAUACCGUUCCACUGCCUUGUGGACAUUGAGGAUCUGAAGUCUGUUCUUAUUUGAGUUGGAUCAGAGAUGUUAGAGAAAUGAUAGCAGCACCAGAGUUACCGUCAGAGUUCCACUACCCCCAGGAUUCAGACACCCGUUUCUCCUCAGACACAGACUUCUCUGAGGGUCCUGAUGUCAGUAUUAACCCAACGAAAGGAAAGGGUGGGAAGAAGGGGAAGAAGGCGGUGGGAGAGAAGGGUAAAGGAGGCAAGGGGGUGGGGGAGGCAGGGAGGAUGAAUGGCCACCACCAGGAGAACGGCAUGGAGAACAUGAUGCUGUUUGAGGUCGUCAAGAUGGGCAAGAGCGCCAUGCAGUCCGUGGUGGAUGACUGGAUAGAGUCGUAUAAAGCUGACCGGGACACAGCUCUGCUGGACCUCAUCAACUUUUUCAUCCAGUGUUCAGGCUGUAAAGGCGUUGUCAGUGGAGAGAUGUUCAGGAACAUGCAGAACUCCGAGAUCAUCCGGAGGAUGACUGAGGAGUUUGACGAGGACAGUGGCGACUACCCUCUCACCAUGGCAGGACCACUGUGGAAGAAGUUUAAGGGUAGUUUCUGCGAGUUCAUCGCUGUGUUGGUGCGGCAGUGUCAGUACAGCAUCAUCUACGACGAGUACCUUAUGGACACGGUGAUAUCUCUGCUCACCGGGCUGUCAGACUCGCAGGUCCGAGCCUUCCGGCACACCAGUACUCUGGCAGCCAUGAAGCUGAUGACGGCUCUGGUGAACGUGGCGCUGAACCUGAGCAUCAACAUGGACAACACCCAGCGGCAGUACGAGACGGAGAGGAACAAGAUGGUCGCCAAGAGAGCCAACGACCGGCUAGAGCUACUGCUGCAGAAACGCAAAGAGCUUCAGGAAAAUCAGGACGAAAUUGAAAACAUGAUGAACGCCAUAUUCAAGGGUGUGUUUGUACACAGAUAUCGCGAUGCCAUAGCGGAGAUUAGAGCUAUUUGUAUAGAGGAGAUUGGAAUGUGGAUGAAACUGUACAGCGACGCCUUCCUCAACGACAGCUACCUGAAAUACGUAGGCUGGACAAUGCACGACAAGCAAGGUGAGGUACGUCUGAAGUGUCUGACAGCGCUGCAGGGUCUCUACUACAACAGGGAACUCAACACCAGGCUGGAACUCUUCACCAGCCGAUUCAAGGACCGCAUCGUGUCCAUGACUCUGGAUAAGGAGUAUGACGUGGCGGUACAAGCAAUAAAACUGCUCACUCUUGUGCUACAUAGUACAGAUGAGGUGUUGAGCCCAGAGGACUGUGAGAGCGUCUAUCACCUGGUCUACUCCGCCCACAGGCCGGUCGCCAUAGCAGCAGGGGAGUUCCUCUUUAAAAAACUGUUCAGUACGCGGGAGCCAGAAGAGGAAGGAGCUCCCAGGAGGAGAGGCAGGCAAAGCCCCAACGCCAACCUCAUCAAAACCACUGUCUUUUUUUUCUUGGAGAGUGAGCUCCAUGAGCAUGCUGCCUACCUGGUUGAUUCCCUGUGGGAGAGUGGAGCGGAGCUCCUUAAGGACUGGGAGUGUAUGACCAGCCUGCUACUUGACGAACCCCUACCUGGGGAGGAAGCUCUGACAGACAGACAGGAGACCGCCCUCAUAGAGAUCAUGCUGUGUACGGUCCGCCAGGCUGCCGAGUGUCACCCGCCCAUCGGCCGUGGCACAGGGAAAAGGGUGAUGACAGCGAAGGAGAAGAAGACCCAGCUAGACGACAGGACCAGGAUGACUGAGCUGUUUGCUGUGGCUCUGCCCCCUCUGCUGGCCAAGUACUCAAUAGAUGCAGAGAAAGUGACCAACCUGCUGCAACUCCCCCAGUUCUUUGAUCUGGAGAUCUACACCACAGGGCGCCUGGAGAAGCACUUGGAAGCGUUGCUGCGUCAGAUCAGGGAGAUUGUGGAGAAGCACACGGACACAGAGGUGCUAGAGGCUUGCUCUAAGACCUACCACGCUCUCUGCAACGAGGAGUUCACCAUCUUCAACAGAGUGGACAUCGCCAGGUCCCAAAUGCUAGAUGAGCUGGUGGACAAAUUCAACAGACUGCUGGAAGACUUCCUACAGGAGGGUGAAGAGCCAGAUGAAGACGAUGCCUACCAGGUCCUGUCCACGCUCAAGAGAAUCACAGCCUUCCACAAUGCCCAUGACCUGUCCCAGUGGGAUCUGUUCACCAGUAACUUCAAGUUGCUGAACACGGGCAUCGAGAACGGGGACAUGCCCGAGCAGAUAGUGGUCCACGCCCUGCAGUGUACUCACUAUGUCAUCCUCUGGCACCUGGCCAAGGUCUCUGAGGGCAGCCACAGAAAGGAGGACUUGGUGAGUCUGAGGAAACAGAUGAGGAUGUUCUGUCUGAUGUGUCAGCGUUACCUCACCAACGUCAACACCACCGUCAAGGAACAGGCCUUCACCAUCCUGUGUGAUGUGUUGCUGAUCUUCAGUCAUCAGAUGGUAUCUGGGGGCCGGGAGCAGCUGGAGCCUCUGGUGUACAGUCCUGACGACUCCCUCCAGAGAGAAUUGCUCUCCUUCAUUCUGCACCACGUCUUCAUAGACCAGGACGAUGACAGUGGCAGCACAGACGGCCAGCAGGACGACGAGGCAGGGAAGAUCGAAGCACUGCAUAAGAGGCGAAACCUCCUGGCCGCGUACUGUAAACUCAUCAUCUACAACGUGGUGGAAAUGAACACUGGGGCCGACAUCUUCAAACAGUACAUGAGGUAUUAUAACGACUAUGGGGACAUCAUCAAGGAAACCAUGUCUAAGACCCGGCAGAUAGACAAGAUCCAGUGUGCCAAGACUCUGAUCCUUAGUCUACAACAGUUGUUCAAUGAGAUGUUGUCAGAGUUGGGGACGGGCUUCGACCGCUCGUCCUCAGCCUUCUGUGGCAUCAAGGAGCUGGCCAGGCGCUUCUCACUCACCUUCGGUCUGGACCAGGUCAAGACGCGAGACGCCAUCGCCAUGCUGCACAAGGAUGGAAUAGAGUUUGCGUUUAAGGAGCCCAGUCCUCAGGGAGAAGGGAACCCUCCUGUAUACCUGGCCUUCCUAGACAUCCUCUCCGAGUUCUCCUCCAAACUCAUGAGGCAGGACAAGAGGACUGUCCACAUGUAUCUGGAGCGGUUCAUGACCUUCCAGAUGGCUCUCCAGAGGGAGGACUGCUGGCUGCCUCUCAUCUCCUACAGGAACUCCCUCCAGGCUGGGGGGGAUGACGACACCAUGUCAGUAGUCUCGGGCUACUCUUCCCGGGGGUCCUCGGUCCGAUCCAAGAAGGCUAAAGCUGCCACACCCACCGCUAAUGUGGCCGCCUCCAAGAGGAAGCUGCCUGAAGCCGAGGAGAGCAGCAGCAGCGCGGACGUGUCGUGGCAACAGCAGACCAUGCAGACGCCGGUGAUGAUGCCCUCCCCCCACCUCACCUCCACCAUGUUGAGGGGCCCCGGGGACGUGAGGGGGGAGCCCAAGCGGGCCCGCGACGACAGCUACAUGGGGGUGUACGCCCUCCCCCCGGACCCCCAGCAGCAGCCUCACCCGCACACGCUCCCCCAGACGCCGCAGCUCCACCAGACGCCCAUCGACUACAAUACCCAGGUGACGUGGAUGUUGGCUCAGAGGCAGCAGGAGGAGGUCCGUCAGCAGCAGGAGAGGGCCCUGAACUACGCCAAGCUCCGAACCAACCUGCAGCACGCCAUCCGGCGUGGAACAGGUCUGAUGGAGGAGGAUGAGGAGCCAAUCGUAGAGGACGUGAUGAUGUCAUCGGAGGGUCGUAUGGAUGACCUCAACGAAGGCAUGGACUUUGACACCAUGGACAUUGACCUGCCCCCAUCUAAGAACCGCAGAGAGAGAUCGGAGCUGAAACCAGAUUACUUUGACCCUGCUUCCAUCAUGGACGAAUCAGUCCUUGGAGUGUCCAUGUUUUAAAUUUGUGUUUGUAGACGGAGAGUAAAGAAGAGGCAUUUUGUAUUUAUGGAGAAGUUUAGAUGAAGAUCAGAAGUCUUCUUUCUCUGGUUUAUAUUCCAUGGACUAACACACACACACACACACACACACAACACAGUGUUGCUCGCUCGGAGGGGACUGAAUUAAUACAAAUAAUCUUAAUAAUCCUUGGGUAAGCUUUCCCCUCUCAGAUAGAUGAGUGGCAAACCAGUUCCAAACCCAGUGGAAUCCUCGAGACAUUUAGUCUGACGAAAGUCCCAUCAUUCUAGAAUGUUUUAUUUUCAUUCCGGAUGAAAUGGAACGUCUUCUAACUUAAGAACCCUUUUUUGUUUUGUUUUUUAAAAUGUCUUCUAACCCUUUCGCUGUGCUAGUAGGAACCCGGUGUGGUGUAGUAAUUUAUAAAAACAGGUUUUUAGUACGAAAGGUAGGUAGCUAGCAGGUAGCUGUGCUGUGGUAGUAGCUGAUGGAAAUUGUCUUCACGAUGGUUUCUGUUUUCUAGUUUUCCCGUUAGACUGUUGGUAGACUGCUGGGUCUGUGGUUGGGGCUACAAAGGCUGGUGGUUCUGUUUGUGGGUUGUUGAGUUGGUCAGCUGUGACAGUAAUGGUCAUCACUAUGGCUGUCCAACAGGUCUCCAAGUGCGGUGUCCUUCACCCGAAAACAAGUAGAAAUAAACCCAGACUGUUGUAAAGGCUCGAGUAUAGUUUAUUGCAUCAUUCAGACAACAAAGGUCUUGGUCAUGUCCACCAGUAUGGGGGUACAGUGGUUCUAUUCCUUGGUGGUUGACUGCAGUCUGACAAAGCUGUGGGUGCUGUGACGGGUCCCGGGGCGCCUCUCUGAUGUAGUGCACUAUACUUGGAAUGGCGUGCAAAUAGAGAAACCCCCCCCCCCCCCCGCCCCACUGUUUGAAGAGGAACUAGGUGGUCACACGAGUCCUGAAGCUUACCCAAAGAUUUGGAGCCUUCUGUCUAUUUGUCAAGAUGUCACGCCCUCAGGACAGGGAGGUGAUUCUUUCUCGCGGCGCCGCAGCCGGGUCGACUCUGAUAAGCAAGCAGCACAUUAAUACACAGACAAUACAUUUCUCCCUCUCCAGAAAAUCCAGCAUAUUUAGAGUGUUGAAAUAGCUAUCUCUACAUUUGAAAUAAAGUUAUAUAUGAAUCGGUGCUGAUUUUAUAACUGUGCUUUUUGUUUUGUUUUUGUUUCUUAUUCAAAAUUUCAACCUAAAGUUCUAAGGUUUCAGAAAUGUGUAAGUAAACUGUUAAAAAUUAAAAGCAUGUGUUAGUCAUGCGCCGAGGAAGAUUUUUAAAUUUGUAUUUUUAUGUUUUUUUUCUUCGUCUUACCGUCUUGGGGUUUUUACCUUUUUUCCUACGUGUAAAUUAGUUUGGAUAAGACUCAUCAUGAAAAAGAAAUAAAAAUGUGUGGAAUUUCAGCUUUAAGGUUUUCACCCAUAAACACCAUGAGUUCUAAUAAUAAUAGUCCACAAUAUAAAACUGUCUUAAAUUCAGUUAUCCUAUAGAAACGUUGGCCAGUUCCUACCAAAUGGCACCCUAUUUCAUAUGGACCCUGGUAAAUGUAGUUUACAAUAUAGGGAACAGGGUGGCAUUUGGGACCUUACUCAACACAGCAGCAGCACUCUGGCAGCUAGACAAAGCUUAAAUGUGACAUAAACUAUUAUUGUUGUCCAUGAGUUUGAAUUAAAUGUUCUGUCUACUGAGGUAAAUCAAUCUUUGUAAUCAUUCCAUGCCUGAGCCUUAAUCAUGCUGUAGUGGAAGGAAAUAAUUUGCCCUGUCCUAGAGACGAUGGCCCAGACACCAUACCAUGUCUACGAGGAGCAUUCCUUAUCCAAGUCAUUAUUCAGUGAUUGGAGCCAUGUUGUUUAGCCUUUAGUGUUCUGUCACAUUGGUGCGGUCUGAGAGGCCACUUCUGAAAUCGAGACACAGAUGUAUAUCUGAUUGGAAUGGAUAGGUGCAUUUUAAGCAAUGCCUUCAUUCCAUCAAGUCUAUCAAAGGUAAAAUUGCAUUGUAUUGCUUUAACCUGUGAAAUUGUUUGAGAUCUACACUUGUAACUAGGGGUUAGGGUUUUGGUAGCUUUAAAACCCAGGCUUCUUGAGACCAUUUGGAAGGAUGGCCUUGUGCGGUUAAGGUUUUGACCUAAGGGUUGUUUCUGGACAGGGCCUGAUUCUUCUCACUGCUCUUCCAUGUUAGAGAGGUAGCCAUGUUUAAAGAUAGGAGUUGGGGUUGUUAUGAUGACAAAACAUUACAGAUGACCCGGAUGUGAUAGUGGUGAGGUUGUUUUACCUAAUUUUAUGUAAGUAAAUAUUUUGGAUUAAAAAUUGCUGUCGCUUUUGUUUUGUCACUAACUACCACUACAUCGGUAUAAUUCCUUUAUUUUAUCCUGUAUAUAAACAAACAUCAAGCUUUAUUUGAAUUAUCUGUGUUUUUACUUUUUGACCAUUUAUGUUUGUCUCAUUUUUUUCCUCCUAUACACACACAUACUUCUGCGGUAUUGUUUGUUCCUCAUCUUGUCACUCACUCUUUCAGAUUUGUACUUGUCUGGAGACAGUAACUUUUGGAAUAAAAGUAAACCAACUUGA
Molecule: messenger RNA, 6750 nt
Organism: Esox lucius (northern pike)
Lineage: Eukaryota; Metazoa; Chordata; Actinopteri; Esociformes; Esocidae
Gene: stag2b
Product: stromal antigen 2b
Exons: 32
Coding region: 288-4142 (1284 amino acids)
Biological process (GO): sister chromatid cohesion
Cellular component (GO): nucleus; chromatin; cohesin complex
Molecular function (GO): chromatin binding
Source: RefSeq, a predicted model, not a curated record